Messenger RNA from Fomitiporia mediterranea MF3/22, 950 nucleotides. RefSeq lists its product as uncharacterized. The transcript has a single exon. The record is from RefSeq and is a predicted model, not a curated record. The coding region runs from base 24 to 950 and encodes 308 amino acids. NCBI's taxonomy places the organism in Eukaryota, Fungi, Basidiomycota, Agaricomycetes, Hymenochaetales, Hymenochaetaceae.
UAGUCUUCAUCACAGAUCCAUCUAUGACUGUUGACCUUCCAGAGGACAUCCAAUUCCUUGUGAUAGAGGCGUACGCGUCCCAAUGCACGGUAAAGGACGCACUCUGUCUCUUCACCAUUUCUCGAGCUGUCAAAUCCUGGGUGGAACCGCACGUAUACUCAAAAGUCACUAUCAAGACAGGGGUCCAGGCCUAUCAGUUCACCUUGGCCGUACGAGGAGAACGUAAUUUCUGUCGACCCGCACAUCACGUUAAACAAUUACGGAUCGUCUGCUACACAGACGGAGCGGGUAGGGACUAUUUGAACUGGACUGCUCUUAGUGUUCUGGAAUUAUGCCCGAAUCUAGUUCAUCUCGCAUUCGACGGGGAAACGGCAUUCAUAGAAUCCCGUCAGGUCUCUAACUUAUGGCCUAGUUUAACUCGUUUAAGCAUCUGUUCGUCGUUCUGGAUCAAUAACGACUCCCGCGCAAAACAACUUCCAAUACAUUGGGAUCGUCUCAAGCACCUUCAUAUAUUCGGGCCCAUCGAGGCUUGGCUACUCCAUGAAAAACUUCUUGGGCGUGAAAGUCGCAUCGACCAAUUCACCUCUCUCGAAUCACUAUGCAUUGAUCUGAGAUACUCCUCCCGUAUCAUAGGUCAGGAUUUACGUCCGCCCCAAGAGAGUCAAGAAACACUUUUUCGCGAAUUAUUCAACCGCCUCUCACGUUUACGCCGAGUCGUCAUAAAGACCUACUUCACUGGCCCGGAGUUCCGGGAUUAUUGGAAUGACCUUGCGAAGAAUACGAAGGAUGAGUCUAGGAUCGUAUUUGAGAUAUCGAGUCGCCCGUUCUAUGAUUUCUGUGCGCAUUGGAUGCCGGAUGACCCGGCGACCGAGGUCGAUACCGUGGCAGUGCAUCGCAGAUUGAUUCAGACUCUGGAUAGAUUAAACCAGCUUUGGGAUGCAGAAAACUAG